CGUGCUCGCGAUGCGCGCUGCGCAAGGCUGGUUGUUGUUCCCGCAGAGAGGCGAGAAGAUGGCGGCCGUGUCAAGCGGAGGUGCAGCUGGGUCCGCCGCGGCCGGGAUUACGCACUCUACCCGACCGGCCCACGCAGGCAUGGGCACCCAGAACCGAGCACAGCCAUCCUCUGGGAUCAGCCACUCCAAUCGACCGGCCGCGGGGUGCAUCACCAACCCCGGCCACCCCUCGUCCGGCAGGCCCCCCCUAGCCCGAGUGGGCUACUACGAAAUCGAGCGGACCAUCGGCAAGGGAAAUUUCGCCGUUGUUAAAUUAGCAACACACAUCAUCACCAAAGCAAAGGUGGCCAUCAAAAUAGUGGACAAGACCCAGCUGGAUGAUGAAAACCUGAAGAAGAUCUUCAGGGAGGUGCAGAUCAUGAAGAUGCUGAGGCACCCCCACAUCAUUCGUCUCUACCAGGUGAUGGAGAAUGAGAAGAUGAUCUACCUAGUAACAGAGUAUGCCAGUGGUGGGGAGAUUUUCGACCACCUGGUGGCCCACGGCAGGAUGGCGGAGAAGGACGCGCGGCGGAAGUUCAAGCAGAUCGUGGCGGCCGUCCACUUCUGCCACUGCCGCAACAUCGUCCACCGAGACCUGAAGGCCGAAAACCUGCUCCUGGACCACAACCUCAACAUCAAGAUUGCAGAUUUUGGCUUCAGUAACCUGUUCUCCCGAGGCCAGCUGCUAAAGACCUGGUGUGGAAGUCCUCCCUAUGCAGCCCCAGAGCUCUUCGAAGGGAAGGAGUACGACGGACCCAAAGUGGAUAUCUGGAGUUUGGGUGUGGUGCUGUAUGUUCUGGUGUGCGGUGCCUUGCCUUUUGAUGGCAGCACCCUUCAGAACCUGAGGGCCCGGGUUCUGAGUGGGAAGUUCCGCAUCCCCUUCUUCAUGUCCACAGACUGUGAGUACCUGAUCCGACACAUGCUGGUGCUGGAGCCCAGUAGACGCCUCUCCAUGGAGCAGAUCUGUAAGAACAAGUGGAUGAAGCAGGGAGACCCUGACCCAGAGUUUGAGAGGUUGAUCGUGGAAUGUGAGCAGGUGAAGUCUGAGCGGGAGACAGAGCUCAUUAACGAGCAGGUGCUGAUGGCCAUGUCUGAGAUGGGACUGGACCGCGAGCGCACGCUCCAGUCUCUGCACACUGAUGCGUACGAUCACUACAGCGCCAUCUACAGCCUGCUCUCUGACCGCCUGAAGAAACACAAGACCCUGCGCAUGGCCCCGCCAACGCCCCGCCCCAUUGUCUACCCUCUCAACGCUGUACAGACGGAUCAGCAGGGUAAUCCUGUUAGCAUGAAUGUCCCACACGUCCAGCUGAUCAAUCCAGAGAACCAGAUCGUUGAGCCGGACGGAAACAUGGCCCUGGACAGUGAUGACGCGGAGGAGCCGUCUCCAGAGGCCAUGGCUCGCUACCUGUCCAUGAGGCGUCACACUGUGGGCGUCCCAGACCCCAGGACGGAGAUGCAGGAGGAUCUGCAGAAGCUGCCCCCUGGGUUCCCCCGUGUGGCCCCGCAGCCCCCCUUCCCCAUGCCCCCCACCAUGGGCCACAUGCACACACUGAUGCCCAUCCAGAACCCACACCUGCAGCCCACACAGCAGCUGGAAUACAAGGAGCAGUCCCUGCUGCAGCCCCCCACCCUGCAGCUGCUGAAUGGCAUGGGACCUCUGGGCCGUAGGGCCUCAGACGGCGGGGCCAACAUCCAGCUGCACGCCCAGCUACUGAAGAGGCCACGUGGACAGUCCCCUCUGGUUGCCAACCCUCACCCAAUCCCGGCUGUGGCUCCGGUGGAUGAGGAGGGUUCUGACGGGGAACCCGACCAGGAGGCGGUGCAGAGGUACUUGGCGAACCGCUCCAAGCGGCACACGACGCACGCGCUCAUGAGCACAGCGCACGGCGCUGAGCCACUGGCAGACUCGCAGAGACCCCAGGGCUCCCGGCAGAGGGGGUGGGUCCCGGAGCAACACUGCCGGUCCAGCUACAAGGACUGUAACACCCUGCACUUGCCCAUGGAGCGUUUCUCCCCCGUGAGGCGCUUCUCCGAUGGGGCCACCACAAUCCAGGCCUUUAAGGCCCACCUGGAGAACAGCAGCCUCAUCAGGCAGCUCAAACAGGUGUACCAGGAGUGUGAGCAGCUGCAGAAGAUGUACGCUUGCCCCCAGGACGAGAGGCUGCUUGAGCACACACAACAACAGCAUUUCCUGUACCAGCAGGAGCAGCAGAUUCUACACCAGCAGAUACAGGCCCUGUCUUUGGGACACGGAGAGUGCCAGCCCAGUCACCUUACCCACCAGCUCCAGAGGUUGCGUAUCCAGCCCUCCAGCCCACCGCCUACACAUGCCAGCAACCACUUGUUCAGACAGCCCAAUCAGAGUCCCCCUCCAACAGCGAUGAUGCAGGGCCAUGGUGUGCCAUCAGCGGUUCAGUACCAGCACGGCCCCGCCCUCUAUCAGCCCUCCAGCGGGAGUCCUCCCCCUUGCGGCCUGCGCCCCGUCACCCUGCCUCCGCAGCAGCAGCCCUGCUCCUCCUCCCGUGGCGGGGGUGUACCCAUGCCCCAGCAGCAGCCCUGCUCCUCCUCCCGUGGGGGGGGCGUCCCCAUGCCCCAGCAGCAAGUGACUAUCCAGGUGCAGGAGGUGGAGCUGGGAGGGGGCGGGGCCCAACAGCGCCAGCAGCAUGCCUUCCUUUCCACGCCGUGCGCCCACCGGGUCCUGGGGAAGCAGCUGAGUGCAGACAACGCCGAGACCCACAGUCGCAGCCUCGGACGGUUCAACACAUACGACCAGGCCGCCUUCAACAACCCCCAUCUGUUCAGUGAGGGAUCUCGGGCCUCGGGGGUGGUGGGUGGCUACAACCCCUACCUCCAGGGGACCUCCCUUAAGGUGCCAGGGAUGGAGGCCUACCAGGGUGGGGUGGUCGGUGGGGCCGGAGGCGGAGGCUACGGGAGCCCCUCUGCCCUGCAGCAGGCUCUCCUCUCCCCCACCCCCCUGGAGUACCGGCCCCAGCAGCACGUCACCCCCACCCUACAGGGUCUCCUCUCCCCCCGCCACUCCCUGACGGGCCACGCCGACCCCCGCCUGCCCCCCCAGGACCUGGCCUCCUUACUGAAGAGGCAGAGCCCUCGACCGGCACCCCCCACACCCCCCAAUGUGCCCCAGGACUACGGGGAGAUGCUGCUGCGCCAGCUCGGCCAAGGGGAGUCUCUGGAGCCGGGGAGCCCCUACCAACACCUCCUCCAGAUCAUGCCCCUAGACGUCCAGCCCCCCAGCCUACCCCACUCUGAGAGCAUGGAGGAGGAUGACCUGCCGCCCGGCUACCAUGAGGGCCUCCUGGCCAAGGCCCAAGGCUGUGGGGACGGCCAUGACCUACUGGGCCCCCCCCGGGGAGGGACGCCCCCCUACAACUCCCCCACACACAGACACGGCUACAUCAGAAGCACCACCACGACCAGAGACAAUGAGCAUGUUGACUGCAGGACCCAGGGGCAGCAGGUUAUGGAGCAGGGCGUGCCUGACCAUAAUGGAGUGGGCUACUCCACCAGGGUCCCCCAGGGGGACGGCUAUCGGCCCCGGGGCCAGCUACAGCGCCACCACACCAUCCAGACCAGCGACGACGCCUAUGACCAGGCCGAGCCCAUGACUGGGAUGAGCCUAUUGGCUGGCAAGGCUCUGAGCUCCGCCCGCAUGUCUGACAUCCUCAACCAAUCACCUCUGACAGGAAGCCAGCAGCUCCACCAGCGGGAAGAGUCGGUAUGUGACGUGGAGGGAGAGCUCCACGCUGGAGCCUGCUACCCGUCGUCCUGCACCAGCAACAUCCUUCACAGCUACAAACCCCCAGACCUGCAGUACAGCAUGGAGCAGGCCGGGGUCUAGCACGGGAGCGUGUCCUGUGUAUAAAGGUCCACAUCAGCCACCUGUGUUGAGCAGCAUCACGCCAAACCGCCAUUGUCUGUCUGGAGGGGGCACUCUCUGUCAGUCCUGGGGGAAGGCAGGCUGCCUGCAGGCUGCAGUCCGGGGUGGGUGGGAGGGGAUUGGCUGGGUGAGGGGAGUGGGUCCAAUGCCAGCAUUCUGUUCUGCACAGCCAUCUAGCAAGCAUUGCCAUCAUUGGCUCUCUCCAUUUCUGCUCUUCCAUCCGAUUGGAUAGAUUGGGCUCUGCCACCCCCAUUCACUUCUUCCUUCCUACCCCUUGUUGUCCCCCUCCCCCAACUGUUGCCAUAGCAACAUACUCAUGCACCUCAAUGUCCCAGGCAAUCAUACAGGCAAAAUAUAUAGAUCACAUAAACAUACACGUGCAAACACUCAGCCACAAACCCAAAGUAUUCACACCAAGUCUGUGCGUGGGGAUUCCUGUGAGGUUCUGUCCGCUCCUCCCUCUCCCCUCCGCUGUAUUCCGGUGGACCAUUCCGGAGCGGACUGUGAUCUCAGAUCCUAUGAGGCUCUCUCUCAGAAUGACCCAUUACGUUGGGCUUGCGGGGAUGGGUUUGGUUCAGGCUCAGGGGUGCUAAAAAAACAAACAAUGGAGCUCAGUGACAUCAAGGAUUGCACAGCACAACCAGCUCUCAUUUUUACAUUUUAUUUUCCUGUUCUGUCGUUCUUUUUCUUAAUUGUUUUUAAAAUUAAUUUUUACGGCUAAUGUUCAUCUAGAAGUUAUGAUCAUUAUUGUUACUAUUAUUGUUAUUACUGUUUACUGUAAAAUAAGUUUUAUUGUUAUUAUGAUUAUAAUGACAAUUAUUAUUAAAGAAAAAAAAAUGUUCUGUGUUGCAAGGAGGACAACAUUUUAGUUUUGAUUACUUACGUAAUUCUGCACUUUCAGUUCAAUGCUAUCUUUUAUUCUUCUCCCUGUUCACCCUCUCAUACUGCCUGUUCCUUUUCUCACUCCCCUGUUCUCUCAUGUUUUAUGCCCUUCUCCCCCCCCCUGUUCUUCAUUCCAUCCUUCCUCCCUCUUUUUCCACUCCCCAUCACUCCCCUGCCCCCUCUUGUGACAGUGUGGCAUUGUGGGUAGUUUUAACUGACAUUCUUCCCCUUCCUCCUCUGUACAGCGACACCAUGUAUAGAUUGCAAUUUCUGUAUCAUAUUUUUGGGGGGAGGUGUUGGGGAGGCAUUUUUAUAUUGUUAUUAUUUUGUAUUUUUGGAUGUCUUCAGAUGUCAAAUUUCUUUUAUUUUUUUAUUUUGGGGGGAAUAUUGAGAUUUUUAGCCAAAAGAGUACAGAGAGAAGUCUCCUUCAUUGUCAUAAAAAAAUAUUGUUCUUAUUGUUUUAUUAUCGAGACACUUGAAGAGGAGAGUGAUUAUUUGUGUUACUUUUUAUCAUUUCAAUCAUUGAUGCCGUUGCCAUUGUUAUCGUUCUCUGCUUUUUAGGGGUAGAUUUUGCAGGCAAGGGGUUGUAGGGUGGUUCGGUGCUGGGAGUGCAGUAAAUGAAAUGGAGGGGAACUGUAAUAUAGCUGACAUAUCAUCCCCAUCAUCAUCAUAAGACAUUUAGAGGUGGAGAGAGAAAGAACCCUUCUCCUCUCGCUCCCCCAAUCUGCAGUGGUACCCUCCGUCUCCGACCUCAUCGCCCCCCUUAUUGGCCAACACACAAUGGACAUAGCUUCUCCUCCCGACUCUGGCCCCGCUACGGCCACAUCUCCAGGAGGAGACUACUACUCUGCACAUGUGCUGCCUCCCUUUUCUAUCUCUUUCUCGCUCUCUCAUUCCCUCCCUUUGUCACAUGAUCAGCAAGUGAGACCUACUCCAGCCCCAAUACUGGAUUCAGUCCUCCAUCGCUUCAGAAGGAGAGAAAUUAGGAACUGACCAUAUGCUGAGCGGUCUUGAGUUUUGACCCCAACGCAGUAUGUACAGUUCAGAUAGUGAGCGUAGGGUUUGGGAGAAUGAUCCGCCCACCUAUCCUCCCCCUUGUCCGCAAGGACUCCCAGUGCAUCAUGGUCCAGCGAGGGACUGUGUGUGUGUGUUGCUGAUGAGGGACCACCUCCUCGUUUUCUUCUUCCUUAUCUGUUUCUGUCUGACUUCCCCCUCAUCGUCUGUAAACCAGGUCUCUGCUCGGCACCUGUAUCCUAUGUUCUCUUUUUCUAUCCUUUCAUUUUUUUAAUAUUUUUUUUUAGUACAAAAAUACUAAAGUGCAACAAUGAUUAAAUAGAAUUCCAACCAAACUGAGAUGAAUUAAAUAAAUAUAUAUAAAUAAAUAAUUUAAAAAGACAA
Messenger RNA from Oncorhynchus mykiss (rainbow trout), 6220 nucleotides. The record is from RefSeq and is a predicted model, not a curated record. Lineage: Eukaryota; Metazoa; Chordata; Actinopteri; Salmoniformes; Salmonidae.